AUGAGAAACGAGAAUGUUUUCUUCGUCGUCUUGCUCAUCUUCUUGGUGGAACUCAGCAAAGGACAGAACAACAACAGAAGAACCGAAGUCAAUGUCGGUGUUGUAACCGAUGUCGGGACUACAUACUCGGAUGUUGCCAUGCUCUGCAUCAACAUGUCUCUCGCCGAUUUCUAUUCUUCUCGUCCUCAAUUUCGGACAAGGCUUUUCGUCAAUGUCGGUGACUCCAGAAACGACGUCGUAGGUGCUGCAGCUGCAGCUCUUGAGUUGAUAAAGAACAAGCAAGUGAAAGCAAUUUUGGGGCCAUGGACAUCAAUGCAAGCUCAUUUCUUGAUAGAGAUUGGCCAGAAAUCUCGGGUUCCUGUUGUUUCCUACUCUGCAACAAGCCCAUUUCUUACUUCUCUUCGGAGUCCAUACUUCUUUCGAGCUACAUACGAAGACUCCUCUCAAGUGCAUGCCAUAGGAGCUAUCAUCAAGUUAUUUGGGUGGAGAGAAGUUGUGCCUGUUUACAUCGACAACACCUUUGGAGAAGGUAUAAUGCCUCGUCUAACUGAUGCAUUGCAAGAGAUCAACGUUCGAAUACCUUAUCGAUCUGUUAUCGCUCUCAAUGCCACAGACGAUGAAAUCUCUGUGGAGCUUCUUAAGAUGAUGACCAUGCCCACAAGAAUCUUUAUUGUUCACAUGUACUCUGUUCUUGCCUCAAGAGUCUUCAUGAAAGCUAAGGAGAUUGGUUUGAUGAAACCAGGAUAUGUAUGGAUCCUUACCAAUGGAGUUACUGAUGACUUCAGUUCGAUUAAUGAGAUGGGUAUCGAGGCUAUGGAAGGGGUAUUGGGUGUUAAAACUUAUAUUCGGAAAUCCAAAGAUCUAGACAAGUUUAGAGCUCGAUGGAGGAAGAAAUUCCCACAGAUGGAGCUGAGCGUCUACGGUCUGUGGGCUUAUGAUGCUAUCACCGCAUUGGCGAUAGCCAUUGAAGAAGCUGGAACAAAUAACUUGACUUUCAGUAAUGCUGAUCURGGGAKGAAUGUGUCUGAACUUGRAGCUCUUGGUWUAUCUSAAUAYGGUCCSAAGCUUCUCCAAACACUYUCACGCGUUCAGUUCAAAGGACUUGCUGGAGAUUUCCGCUUUGUCAAAGGGCAACUGCAGCCAUCGGUGUUUGAGAUUGAAAAUGUAGUCGGAACCAGAGAAAGGUCAAUCGGAUUCUGGACGGAAGAAAAUGGUCUUAUGAAGAAAUUAGACCAAGAACCGCAAAGCAUGGGAGCUUUAUCAACUUGGCAAGAUCAUCUUAAGAAUAUUAUAUGGCCUGGAGAGGCUAAUUCUGUUCCCAAAGGAUGGGAGAUCCCAACGAACGGGAAGAAGCUACGCAUUGGAGUUCCAAAGAGAUUUGGUUACACCGAUCUUGUAAAGGCUGUAACCCAAGCAAUGCUUUAUGAUGUCUCCUACGAAUUCUUUCCUUUGGAGAAAUCUAAUGGCGAACCAGCAGGGGAUCACAACGACCUGAUCUACCAAGUUUAUCUUGGGAAAUAUGACGCAGUUGUGGGAGAUACGACUAUACUGGCAAAUAGGUCCUCUUACGUCGACUUCACAUUUCCGUUCAUUAAAUCAGGUGUGGGAUUGAUCGUCCCAAUGACAGAGGCAGUGAAGAGAGACAGUAUCAGUUUCUUGAAACCUUUGUCAUGGAAACUAUGGUUGACUUCCUUUGCCUCCUUCUUCCUUAUUGGCUGUACGGUUUGGGUUCUUGAGCAUAGGGUUAAUCCGGACUUCCGUGGACCGCCUAAUUUCCAAGCUAGUACCAUCUUCUGGUUCGCCUUCUCUACCAUGGUUUUUGCUCCAAGAGAAAGAGUGUUCAGCUUUGGAGCUAGGGUUCUGGUUAUCACAUGGUAUUUCAUCGUUCUCGUGUUGACUCAAAGUUACACAGCCAGUUUGGCGUCGCUUUUGACAUCACAGCAACUUAAUCCAACCAUAACCAGUAUGAGUAGCUUGCUUGAGAAAGGAGAAACAGUGGGUUAUCAGAGAACAUCCUUCAUCCUCGGAAAGCUUAAAGAAACAGGUUUCUCGCAAUCUAGCCUUGUGCCCUUUGAUACCGCUGAAGAAUGCGAUGAUCUUCUGAGAAAAGGACCAAAAAAUGGCGGUAUCUCUGCAGCUUUCUUGGAAAUACCUUACUUGAGACUUUUUCUUGGACAAUAUUGCAACACUUAUAAAAUGGUCGAAGAACCCUUCAACGUCGAUGGAUUCGGCUUUGUUUUUCCGAUCGGAUCACCUUUGGUUGCUGAUGUUUCACGGGCCAUAUUAAAAGUAGCAGAGUCGCCAAAGGCAAUGGAACUUGAGCGUGCGUGGUUCAAGAAGAAAGAAGAAAGUUGUCCAGACCCAGUCACCAAUCCAGAUCCUAAUCCAUCUCUUACGUCUAGGCAGCUCACUGUAGACAAUUUCAGCCUUCUGUUUUUUGUAGUUUAUGUUGUGUGCAUUCUAACACUUGGCAAAUUCAUACUCUGUCUCCUACUGAACCGCAAAGGAAAUAAUUUUUGGAGAGAGUUUCAACAACCAGACAACGAUUCAUACAUCAAUAAAGUAGAGAAAUGCCCGUGUUCGUCAAGUCAAGCAACAAACCAGAGAAACAGGGUACCAUUGAGAAACUAUUUUGUUUGA
Molecule: messenger RNA, 2640 nt
Organism: Arabis nemorensis
Lineage: Eukaryota; Viridiplantae; Streptophyta; Magnoliopsida; Brassicales; Brassicaceae
Source: the annotation of a GenBank genome assembly